AUGGCUACUGCUGCUGAAGAUGCCAUCGUAUUGGCACAACCAUUCACUCUGCCAUGUGGAGUUACAGUAAAGAACAGACUGGCCAAAGCUCCCAUGACUGAGAAUUUGGCCGAUCCACGUCUCAAUUUGCCCGACGAGAACGUCUUUCGAGUUUACAAACGAUGGGCGAAAGGAGGAUUAGGAAUGAUCAUUACAGGCAACGUACCAGUCGACCGAAAGCACAUGGAGGCCGCCCGUAACAUGGCUCUCGAAGCUCGCGACGAAAAACACCUGGACCUAUACAAGCAAUACGCAGAAGCCUGCAAACAAUACGGCUGUCUGGCAGUAAUGCAGAUAUCUCACGCAGGACGACAAACCCCCAAACCAGUCAACCCGACGCCUCUUGCACCUUCAAACAUUAAGCUUUCCGGAGCAUUUGGUCAAUUUGCUGCUACUCCACGUGCUAUGACAACCGAAGACAUUUACGAGACUCGAGGCAAAUUCAUUGUAACUGCUAAAUUGGCUCAGAAGGCUGGAUUUGAUGGUGUUCAAAUCCAUUCUGCACAUGGGUACUUGUUGAGUGAAUUUAUGAACCCUCUGGUCAACGUCGGAAGAACAGACCAAUACGGAGGCACCUUGGAAAACCGUAUGCGACUGUUAAAGGAAAUCGUAGCUGGUAUUCGUAACGCUUGUGGAUCGAAAUUCAUAAUCAGUGUCAAGCUCAACAGCUCUGACUUCCAAGCUGGUGGCGCAACUGAAGACGACAAUCUCGCCGUCCUGAAGAUGCUUGAAGCUGAAAAGGCAGACUUUGUUGAAGUAUCAGGUGGUAGCUACGAAAGUCCAGCAAUGAUGGGAAUCGGAGUGCGAGAAUCAACCGUUAAGCGAGAAGCCUACUUCUUGGACUUCGCAGAAAAGGCUCGAAAAGCAACCAAGAUCCCGUUAAUGGUAACGGGCGGUUUCAGAUCUCGAUCGGGAAUGGCUGGUGCAUUACGAGCCGGCGCAACUGAUUUCAUCGGGAUUGGACGACCUCUCUGUCUUCACCCAGAAAUGCCAAACGCGCUCAUCUCCCCAACUGAUUCUUCAGACUGGAAGGUGCCUGAGUCUGAAAUCGACUGGAGCAAAACUGCAGGCGAAUCGUUCUGGCAUUCCGGCCAGAUUAUUCGUAUGGCCGCUGGAUUAGAGCCUGAUCCUAAAAUGGAUACCAAGUUCUACAUGAACGUUUGGGCACCUCGUCAAUUAAUCUUCGAGCCUGCCACUUCAUUCCCAACUAACCUUAUCUGGAACCUGAUCUGGCCUGUAACGCAAGCGCAAGUCACGUUCCGCACCACAUUGGUUGGUGGCAUCGUCGCUGCGCUUGUAUACCGUCAUUACAACCAAGUAGAAAAUAGAAAUAUAAAUUCUGUAAUGUUUCAACAAACUGUGAUCAACAAUCCUGGUCAACAAUCCAAUAUUUUGUUUCAAUUUUCGUCAUCCCCUAGAAUUCAACACCAAAUGGCAUCUAUAAUAGGGAAGGCUCUGAGACCGAGACGACAGAUCGUGUCCAGCACUCGUACAAUCCAGCGAUCGCUAUGGACACUCGAACGCCAUUCCGAAGGCCUCCUCGUAGAUUUCCACACUCACAAACUCCCCACGCAAUCCAGCUUCCACUAUAAAUGGCUACGAGAUACAUGUCAGUGCCCUAAAUGUGUGCAUCCCGAUAAUCGCCAAAAACUACAUUCGUCAGGCGAUGUGGGUGCAGCUACGCCAUCCAAACUGGAGGUUAUGGAUGUACAUGGUGGUAGAACACUGGUUGUUGAUGGUGGUGAGCAACAGAUCAGUGUGAAAGACGAUGACGCCAAACUCGUUAUUACGUGGAAUGCAAACUCGUUACGGCAGGAUGCUGGUCAUGAAUCUGUAUUCCCGAUAUCCUUCUUGAGGAAAUACAAGGACGCUGUCAUUGCAACACCAAAGACACAUCCCUUCGCAACACACACAUGGACAUCCUCACAAUACACGAAUGCACCAAACACAUUUAUACCAUAUACCUCUGUCAUGAAUACAGAUCAAGGACUGUGGCAAGCGCUGGACACGAUACGUAAAUAUGGACUUGUCUUUAUCCAGGGUUUGCCAGAUCAGGAUUUGGCAGUUGAAUCGCUGGCUGAAAAGUUUGGAUGUAUACGACGCACUUUCUAUGGCAAGAGUUGGGAUGUCAAGAGUAUUCCGCAGGCUAGGAAUAUCGCGUAUACGAGUUUGUAUUUGGGGCUGCAUAUGGAUUUGUUAUAUUUCGAAGCCCCACCGGGCCUCCAAUUCCUGCACUGUCUAAAGAACUCUGUUCAGGGAGGCACAUCGAUCUUUGUCGACGCUUUCAAAGCAGUGCAAGAGUUGAAGGAAACGUCGCCAGACGCAUAUAAUACGUUGGUGAACACUCCUGUUACCUUUCACUACGAUAAUGAUGGCCACCAUCUCGAAUACCAUCACCCAACAAUUUCAAUCCCAUCAAACCCCAACACCCCAGUAGUAGAUCCUCUAACAGUAUACUACGCACCACCAUUCCAAGGCCCGUUACAAAUCCCAGGUGGUUUGGCUGCACAAGCUAAAUUCUUUACGGCGUUUAAGGAAUUUGAGGAUAUACUGCAGCGUCCUGAUAUGGUCUAUGAACGACGCCUGGAUCCGGGUGAUUGUGUUAUAUUUGGGAAUAGGAGGGUGUUGCAUGGACGUACCGAAUUUGAUUCGAUGACUGGGGAGAGACAUUUGAAGGGGGCUUAUGUGGAUUGGGAUGAUUUCAAGGAUCGGACUAGAGUUCUGGAUAAACUGUUUUCAUAG
This is a messenger RNA of Synchytrium microbalum, 2781 nucleotides long. RefSeq lists its product as uncharacterized. Gene Ontology annotation, molecular function: oxidoreductase activity; FMN binding. The coding region runs from base 1 to 2781 and encodes 926 amino acids. The record is from RefSeq and is a predicted model, not a curated record. Lineage: Eukaryota; Fungi; Chytridiomycota; Chytridiomycetes; Synchytriales; Synchytriaceae. The transcript has 14 exons.